Vombatus ursinus (common wombat) is the source of this 3325-nucleotide messenger RNA. Its product is annotated as cell division cycle protein 16 homolog. The coding region runs from base 91 to 1680 and encodes 529 amino acids. Gene Ontology annotation, molecular function: protein binding. The transcript has 15 exons. The record is from RefSeq and is a predicted model, not a curated record. Gene Ontology annotation, biological process: cell division. Lineage: Eukaryota; Metazoa; Chordata; Mammalia; Diprotodontia; Vombatidae.
CUUUUCUAGUUAUAUGAAGCAUGUCGAUACCUUGCUGCUAGGUGUCAUUUUGCUGCAAAGGAACACCAGCAAGCUCUUGAUAUCCUUGAUAUGGAAGAACCAAUUAACAAAAGAUUAUUUGAAAAAUACUUGAAAGAUGAAAGUGGGCUAAAAGAACCUUCUAAUGACUGGGAGAUGUCCCAAUCUUCAAUUAAGAGUUCUAUUUGCCUUUUACGAGGAAAGAUCUAUGAUGCUCUAGAUAAUCGAACCUUAGCAACUUAUAGCUACAAAGAAGCCUUGAAGCUUGAUGUCUACUGCUUUGAAGCAUUUGAUCUUUUAACAUCACACCACAUGCUGACAGCACAAGAAGAAAAAGAGCUACUUGAAUCCCUACCUCUUGGCAAGCAAUGCACAGAAGAACAAGAAUUGCUACGUUUUCUUUUUGAGAAUAAGUUAAAGAAGUAUAAUAAACCUAGUGAAACUGUCAUUCCUGAAUCUGUAGAUGGUCUGCAGGACAAUCUGGAUGUGGUAGUGUCUUUGGCUGAAAGACAUUAUUAUAACUGUGAUUUCAAAAUGUGCUACAAGCUGACUUCGGUAGUAAUGGAAAAAGAUCCUUUCCAUGCAAAUUGUUUACCUGUGCACAUAGGGACUCUUGUGGAACUAAAUAAAGCAAAUGAGCUAUUCUAUCUCUCUCAUAAAUUGGUGGAUUUAUACCCUAGUAAUCCUGUAUCUUGGUUUGCAGUAGGAUGUUAUUAUCUAAUGGUUGGACACAAAAAUGAACAUGCCAGAAGAUAUCUCAGUAAAGCCACAACACUUGAAAGAACCUAUGGACCUGCAUGGAUAGCUUAUGGACAUUCAUUUGCAGUUGAGAGUGAGCAUGAUCAAGCAAUGGCAGCUUACUUCACAGCAGCACAGCUGAUGAAAGGGUGUCACUUACCAAUGCUGUAUAUUGGAUUGGAAUAUGGUUUGACCAAUAAUUCAAAGUUGGCUGAAAGAUUUUUCAGCCAAGCUCUAAGUAUCGCACCUGAAGAUCCUUUUGUUAUGCAUGAGGUUGGAGUGGUUGCAUUUCAAAAUGGAGACUGGAAAACAGCUGAAAAAUGGUUUCUUGAUGCAUUAGAAAAAAUUAAAGCCAUUGGAAAUGAGGUAACAGUUGACAAAUGGGAACCUUUGUUGAACAACUUGGGCCAUGUAUGCAGAAAACUUAAAAAGUAUGAAGAGGCACUAGAGUACCAUCGUCAAGCCUUAGUGUUGAUUCCCCAGAAUGCUUCUACCUAUUCUGCCAUAGGUUAUAUACACAGCCUAAUGGGCAACUUUGAAAGUGCAGUUGAUUAUUUUCACACGGCUCUUGGACUUAGGAGAGAUGAUACAUUUUCCGUUACCAUGCUUGGGCAUUGCAUUGAAAUGUACAUUGGUGAUUCUGAAGCUUAUAUUGGUACAGAGAUAAAAGACAAAUUGAGGUGUUAUGACUUUGAUGUACAUACAAUGAAGACACUGAAAAACAUCAUUUCACCUCCAUGGGAUUUCAGGGAAUUUGAUAUAGAAAGACAGACUCUGGAAGAAACUGGGCUUAUACCAUUAGAAACGUCACAUCAUUCAAGGAAGAACACAGAUUCUAGGCCUCCAUUGGAAGAAACCUUUGAAAUUGAAAUGAAUGAAAGUGACAUGAUGUUAGAAACAUCCAUGUCAGACCAUAGUACAUGAUUCAGAGCCUUGGUCAAAAUUUCAUUUUGUCCUGAUAUGUUAGUAUUUUGUCACAUCCUUGUCAUGUUUGAAGAAUUUGCUAUUUUUUUAUAUGAAUCCAAACUACAUCUCUACAUCUAGCAGCGGAGAACUUAUGCCUGCCUUAAAAGACUGGAUAGCACACCUUCACAACAGAUGGUUUUCCAAUUUUACUGAUUCUAAAAAAAGUUACACAUUAUGGAAUAAAGAAGGUAAACCAUCUUAUGUUUUUUAAACUGUAAUGAGACCCUUUGACUGCUAUUAAAACUGUGAUAAAUACUAAGAAAUUAAUAUGAAAUUGUUUACAGUACAUAUCAAAAUUAAUUUAAAACAGCUAAAGGUUAUUAUAGUAUUAAGGCUACCAGACUUAUAGCCUAUCAGUGAAGCACAUUUUGUCAUUUUAAAAAAAGCCAAAAGAAUUAUAGGGAAUCUUAGUGUAAAAUUAGCAUUUUGUUCUUUAAAAUAAAUAACUUCGAAGUAAUCCAUUGAUCUUUUUAACUUCUGUGUUUUAGUAUAUGGGAGGCAUGUGUUUGAUUUCAUCUCAUUUUUGUAUAUUAAACUGAUGACCAAGUUUUUAAACUGUGUUAAAUGUUAGGUUCUCUUGUUCUAUUUUGGGCAAUUAAUUUUAGCAUCUUUAGUACUUAUGUAAUUUUAAGAUUGUGUGAAAGAGGAUCUGGCAAUUAUUUUUAAUGGUACAUAAUUUUAAUGUUAUGAACAGAUGACAUCUAAUUAUAUUAUCUGAAACUGAUUUAUAAAGUAUAGAGAAGCUUUCUCCUGGUAUAUAGCAAAAAGAAGUCUCCUAAUACUAUAUUGAGUUAAAAUGUAUAGUAUGACUUAUUUUGAAACUGAAACUGUGAUCUUUUUUUUAUUUUGUAGUUUAGUCACUUUAAUUAGCAAGAAUCACUCUACUGUGAACUCACUGAAAAGAUUUGUAAUUUGUUUUGUCAGGGAACCAAAAAGAGACUGCAGUGCUUCAAAUGUUAAACUUUACAUAUUACCCCUUCAGUAGUUCAAAUACCAUUGUGUAUAUUUAGCAAGUAUUUUUUAUUUCCCUUGUUCCUUUUUGACUCUGGGAUGGGUUUGAUUUUUUUUUAAACUUAGUCAUGUCCAUUUCCACUUAUGAAAAGAUUAUAGACACAGAUAUAUUGCCUGCUUGAUGGUAUUUCUAAGUCCACUGCCAGUUUUUUUUUUUUAAUUUCUACACUGUAAUAACCUGUAAGCUUAUAAUGAAUGUUAGUAUACUACAUUGAGACAGCUGUUUUGGCUACCACCACAUCUAUUCAAAUUCUCUCCCCGUUUCAGCCACCUGCCACCUGUGUUAUCUUGGACAAAUGAUUUAACAUCUUUGGGCCUCAAGUAUCCUCAAAUUUAAAAUGAGGUGAUUAGACUUGGAUGGCCUAGGCUCCCUUCCAAAUCUAAAUCUGUGAUCCCAUGACCCUACAGAACCAAGAAUAGUUUUGAGAAAUCUUGUAAAAUGACAGUUGGUGAGCUAGAACUUGUUAGAAGGGACAUAAAGAACUACGUACAGAAGGGUAAUAGUAAUGUUGUCGCCUGGCUGGAUUUUGAAGCCCCAAAAGUGGUACCAUAUUCUUUGAGUUUGACUUGACCCUUACAAAGCUUCUCUGCU